AUGGUCAUCCUCCAUCCUCCGUCAGAUCGUCGCGGGUCCAAGAUUGCAGCACCCGGAGGCGGGGUUGGAUCUCUGCUACGUAACAAACAACCGUACGACCCAAUCUCCCCUGGACUCACGAUCACGUCUAACCAGACCUAUGACCUAGUGAUCGUCACCUCCGGUCCCUCCGCAACCUACCCGCAGCGCGCAUACCGCAACCCGCUCGAUGCCCUGGUCCAUUUUCUCGACUCCAAACAUGGCUCCGACUGGUGCAUCUGGGAAUUCCGCGCCGAGGGAACAGGGUACCCAGACUCAGAGGUGUAUGGCCGCAUCCACCACUUCCCCUGGCCCGAUCACCACCCGCCGCCCUUUGCGCUGAUCCCGAACAUCAUGGGCAGCAUGCGGAACUGGCUGCAGGAGAAGGAAGGUCGCGUCGCCGUCGUGCACUGCAAGGCCGGCAAGGGCCGCAGCGGCAGUAUUGCCUCCGGGUACCUGAUCAGCCAGGAAGGGUGGACGAAAGAGGACGCGCUGCAGCGGUUUACGGAGCGGCGCAUGCGGACCGGGUUUGGAGCUGGCGUGAGCAUUCCCAGCCAGCUGCGCUAUGUCGGGUACAUUGAACGGUGGACGAACGAGCUGCAGAAGGAGUAUGUUGAGCGACCCGUCGAGAUCCUCGAGGUCCAUAUCUGGGGUCUGCGGGAUGGUGUCAAAGUCGCCGUGGAGGGAUACGUGGACGAGGGCAAGAAGAUCAAGAUCCUCCACAUGUUUCACCGCAGCGAACGGACCAUCGUCGAGGAUGGGGAUACGUCUCAAUCUGAAGGGAGUGACAAGAUCAAAAAAUCAGCCUCGGAAUCACAGUCGGCCACGCCGGUCACCUCCACACCAACAUCAUCAACAUCCAACAUCCUCCGCUCAGCAACAACGUUCUCACAAAACCAACACCCCUCCACCAUGAUCUUCCGGCCCAAAAAGCCCUUGAUCGUGCCAACCUCAGACAUAAACAUCGACUUUGAGCGCCGCAGCAAAGCCUCGUACACGGGAUUCACCAUGGUCACCUCCAUCGCGCACGUAUGGUUCAAUGCCUACUUCGAAGGCGGCGCGCAGUACGACUCGGGCGUCUUCGAGACGGAAUGGGACGCCAUGGACGGGAUCAAGGGGAGUGCACAGAAGGGCAUUCGCGCGAUGGACCGGCUGAAGGUUGUAUGGCGCUAUCCUCCACCGUCCGCGCAAGAUCAAACCGCGAGACCGAUCAGCGAGCCGAAACCGGGCGAGCCUAUCUCCGAGACCCAUCCUGCAGACUGGCGCGGAUACACCUUCCACUCCCCCGCCAUCACCGCGGAGCAGGAGAAUGAACAGUCCUCCACUGGCAGCAAGACCGAAACAAAUUCAGAAACCCACACAAGCACUAGCACCUCUAGCGGAACUCCUGCCUCCGCAGCCGCACAUCUAUUAUCCGUGGCAGGACUCGAGAAGGAUCUCGGGCUGCGCAAACAAACAGACGAAAGCAAAGACGUAAGUCUCGCAGGAAGCGAAGACGAGCGCUCAGAACAAAAACAUACUUCUACCUCUUCUGCGGAUUUGGAAGGAGUGAGGUCUUACUUUGAGAAGACGGGUCCGGAUGAGCAGAAAAGGGAUGGAGAGGAGGGAAGGCCCUGA
Molecule: messenger RNA, 1635 nt
Organism: Penicillium riverlandense
Lineage: Eukaryota; Fungi; Ascomycota; Eurotiomycetes; Eurotiales; Aspergillaceae
Product: putative phosphatidylinositol-3,4,5-trisphosphate 3-phosphatase
Exons: 3
Coding region: 1-1635 (544 amino acids)
Biological process (GO): regulation of phosphatidylinositol 3-kinase/protein kinase B signal transduction; phosphatidylinositol dephosphorylation; phosphatidylinositol 3-kinase/protein kinase B signal transduction
Cellular component (GO): cell projection; nucleus; cytosol
Molecular function (GO): phosphatidylinositol-3,4,5-trisphosphate 3-phosphatase activity; protein tyrosine phosphatase activity
Source: RefSeq, a predicted model, not a curated record